Annulohypoxylon maeteangense is the source of this 2603-nucleotide messenger RNA. RefSeq lists its product as uncharacterized. Gene Ontology annotation, molecular function: RNA binding. Gene Ontology annotation, cellular component: nucleus. The record is from RefSeq and is a predicted model, not a curated record. Lineage: Eukaryota; Fungi; Ascomycota; Sordariomycetes; Xylariales; Hypoxylaceae. Gene Ontology annotation, biological process: mRNA splicing, via spliceosome. The transcript is spliced from 6 exons. Bases 143 to 2437 code for a protein of 764 amino acids.
AGCGUCCAUCAUAAAUUCAUUAUCAUCACCAUCAAUCACCACCACCUUUCAACUCCAAUUCCGAAAUUAGUCACCGAAAUUUCUUAUCACGCUCUAUACCGCUCCUAUGUUCGAUGCACGAAUAAUAAUUAAUUAACUAAACAUGUACGACGACUACGACCAUCGACCUCGUGACGAGCGGGAUUACUACAGGCGUAGAUCGCCCGCUCCUAGAGAUAACCACUAUCGUUCGCGGCAUGAAUCUUCUAGGUCUCCCAAAAGGACACCUCCAAGGGGACCGAGAGGAGAGGAAUCCUACCGUGCUCGGCGCUCUUCUGUCGGGCGAAGACGAGACGCGUCCACCGAGCUUCGCCAAUCCUUCCCAGAUCGUGCUAUAAGGUCCAGUGGCGAACUCUAUAACAACGAAACCGACUAUUCGCCCGCAUAUUCUCCCGCGUAUGACCGUGAUCGUGACCGUGAUCGUGACCAUGGUCGAGGUAGAGAUCGGGAUCGACAUUAUGUAGACCACGACGAUCCUCGGGGGCGCUACCACAACGACAAUAACAACAGAAGUCCCCGCCGCGCCAAUUCGGGCGCCUCGUCUCCUUUCGAUUCAGCCGAUGAUGGCUAUUACCAUGAACCCAAUCGCCGAUCUAGGCUUGGGCGGCCAUACCAUACCCUUAAAUUAGAUGAUAUCCCGGAUAGGAUGAGCACGCAGGAGAUCGAUGUUAUUAUGCGGGAUAUGGGAGCUUCUAGUCUUGUUGAGGUUCGCAUCAAAUCCGACGAUAGAAGCGGGGCUCGACGGUCGUAUGCAUUCGCCGAGUUUAGAUCCGAAGAUGAUGCUAUCGAGUUUCUUGAGAGACACUACCCUGCUCUCGACAUUGUUACAAGCCACGGUUCCUCCAUUCGCAUUCCUAUCGAGUAUAGUCGCGAGCGUCGUCACAUCGCAAACCCCGACGAUUGGAAAUGUACCAUGUGUCACUUCGAGAACUUUUCUCGACGAGUUACUUGCAAGCAGUGUAAGGCGCCUCGAUCAUUAGAAAAUACUGCGGAUAUGAAACUGGACGGCAAAAGUGACGAAUGUCCGCAACAAACGCCAUCCCAGUUCCUUGUCAUCCGUGACGUAGCUUCGUCAGUAACCGAGACGAUGCUAGCUAGCGAUAUAAAGAAGCUUUACGUGACGAGGGAAGAUGAGCCUAAACAAUCUUCCAUCACGCCAAACAAGCUCAAGAGUACAGCCCCGAUUGGAAAUACCAGUGGCUUAGGUGCUAAGCCUGGCUCGUUGGUCCGUGUCUUUAUGAUCAGAGACAAGUAUUCGGACAUCAGCUGCAACUACGGAUUCGCCGAAUUCUCGACCUUGGACGAUGCGCGAGCCGCCAUGGCGAAGUAUGCCGCUUCCCCUCAGUUCACCGUUGCUUCGAAACCUAUUACCGUAGCGUAUAUACAUUCUGGCGUCUUCAUACCAUACCUACGUCCGGUCGAGGACGAGGAGCGCAGGUUCACCUUUUCAGCAGCUCAUAACCAGUCCCUGAGACUCGUCUACUGGAAUCCAUCAGUGUAUGCGAACGAAUUCACCGUCUUCAAUGAGAACUUAUACGAGGACAAGACGCAGACUACCGAACAGCUCAAGACUGACGCCGAUCGACCUGCGGGUAAAGAUUCCAAAAAGAGGAAAGCGGAGAAAGACCUUGUCGCGCCUAAUGGCAAAAAGGUCAUUGCGAUGGCUCCCCAGUUGCAGAAGUGGGCAAACAAGCACGCCGAGCUUUACGGAUCUAAGGAGUCGGGUGGUAGCGGUGGGGAUCCCGUGGACAGCAAGGCGCCUGCAACCGGAUCCAACGCCAUAGGUCCGACAGGCUUAGGCAUUCCAGCGGGGUUGGCGACACCGUCCACCAUAUCAUACGCCGAUCUUGAUAAAAUGUGCUGCCUCUUGUGUAGGCGCAAGUUCAAGAGCGAGCCCUCCCUCCGCAGGCAUGAGCAGAUAAGCGAUAUGCACAAGGCUUAUCUCGAUAAUGAAUCGUUCAUAGCUAAGGCAACCAAAGACUUGAAGGCUCUUGGCAAGGAGCCCAUAUCUAACUAUCGGGAUCGGGCCAAGGAGCGCCGAAUGACGCACAACCAGCCUAAAAAGCCGAAACCCCAUCUUCCUAGAAAGAACCUCCAGGCAAUCAAAGACUCCGGACCCGCUGCGGAGACGCUAUCAGCGAAGCCUUUGAUUUCAAAAGGUGCGGGCUUGCUAGCUAAAAUGGGAUGGAGUACGGGGGAAGGCCUCGGGGCCGAAGGAGGCGGACGUACGGACAUUAUCGAGACGAUGGCGUAUGCUCCAGGAGUUGGUCUCGGGGCAGAGGGUGGCAAGAUCGGAGAUGCUUCUGAGGAGGCAGCUCGGGCCACAAAGAACGACUACGCAGACUUCGUUUCGAAGGCAAAGGACAAGGCAAGAGAGAGAUAUGAGCAGAUGGGAUAGGCCGAUCAUUAGGUAUUGAUGUGCCCAUGGACGCUGGUCUAGUUUUGUCCGGCGCGUAUAAUACAUAUCAUGGCCGACGCCGCAUAACUGAUAAGAAUUGUACAAAAUAUGAUGGCUACGCUGUAAUUAUGUACUGUGUAGGCAAUGGAUCCGCCAUCGAGGUGCA